Molecule: messenger RNA, 2610 nt
Organism: Psilocybe cubensis
Lineage: Eukaryota; Fungi; Basidiomycota; Agaricomycetes; Agaricales; Agrocybaceae
Exons: 8
Coding region: 1-2610 (869 amino acids)
Biological process (GO): regulation of transcription by RNA polymerase II
Molecular function (GO): DNA-binding transcription factor activity, RNA polymerase II-specific; RNA polymerase II cis-regulatory region sequence-specific DNA binding
Source: RefSeq, a predicted model, not a curated record
AUGACAGCAGUCAAUCUCCACAUGUCUAGUAUGCCGCCUCUCGAUUUUCUCCCAGCUCAUCCCCAGCAUUCAAGAUCCAACUCGGUCUCCUCCUCUUCUACCCAUUCUUCCCAUUCUCGCCCACAGUCCUCUCACGGCAGCAUCAAUCGGAUCCAGCAGAACUUGGGUCCAUCCGCAGACGACCUCUACAGAGCAUCUUAUCAUCUGGGGCAUCAGGGCAUCAUGCACAGCGAUCCCCCCCCUCCGAACCACAAUCUCGCGAAUCCGGCGCUCAAGGGUCCCCUUCGUCCAAACAACAAUCAUAUUCGCGGUGCUCGUGUCGCUGUCUCUCCCUAUCCCCGCGAUACAGACAGCGUACACUCUUCGUCGAGCGAGACCGAGGACAUCUCCAUGUAUCUUGCAAACUCUACCCCUGACUAUCAGUCCAUGUUUGGAGGUGCCCCAACAAUGGCACCCAGCCAGGAGGCCAUUCAUACCGCAGGUGCCUUUGGUAGGAUGACCAUCAACCCGGACCAUGCCCUGGAAAAACUCGCCGCCAACGUCCGCGCAGCGACCACCACAAGUGCUUCAGACAGAGCCAAACAAAUUUUCGUCCAAGCUUGGUUGAGUGCGAAUUACGCACCAUAUCCUGAUGGCAAUGUACCUCGGCAGGGCCUCUACUUUUCUUAUCGCAGGGUCUGUGACCAGUAUGGUAUCCCCCACAUCAACACCGCUACUUUGGGCAAGGCCAUUCGCCUUUGUUUCCCGACUAUUAAAACUAGGCGCCUGGGCGUCAGAGGCAAUAGCAAGUAUCAUUAUUGCGGCAUCAGACCCGCAACCUCGGCCGAGGCUGAGUGGCUUCAAGACUAUAUUCACAAAUCAAAUAAUAAUGCGGCCCAAGCUUCUGUCAAUGCUGCUCGCCUCAGUCAGGACCAGUCCGAGUCUGCUACUAGGAGUGAGGAUAGGUCUGACGAAGAUGAAGAGGACGAUUCCGAGGGCAAUAACUCUGUCCCUGGCUCCAAGCGUAGCUCUCUCACUCUAUCAGGGGAGAUCAAGCAUUUGGCCUUCGCAGAUGAUUUGAGCGACAAGACCCCGACAGCCGCUACUUUGUUAUCCCAGGCGCAGUCGGCGGGGCGCCCAUCCGGCACCUUCCCUCCCCACGCUUCUAUUCGUCGUCACCCCCAACAGGAGCCAAACCUCACACUUCAGGCCCACUCUCCGUCGACCCCUAAUUCAGGAGCAUAUAUUUCUCCUCAACAAACGACCUCGGUGCGCAACUUACCCCACUUCCCAUCUAUUGAGGAUGCAGUCGCAAAUUCCACUUCUGCACACACUGUAGCUGCUCGAGAAGUCUGGGGAUGGUUCCAGGACCAUCUCGACACGCUCCUUGAAAGUGUGCGAACAUUCCGAAUAGACCAAUUUGAAAUUCAGCUUCGCACCUUUUGGCCAAACUUGAAUGGCGUGCACAGGGAAAUUGUACAGGUUCCGGCCAUCGCUGGUCUUAUGGCAAGAGCAGAUGCUAUCGUUUAUGAUGAAAUUCUCGAGGUGUUACGAUCACAGAUGCUUUCACCGCUGCCUCCUAAUUCACUAUCUGCUCUUCGUCAAAUCGCUCUCAAGAUGGAAAAGGUUCUCCUCCAGGCGUUGGAAGGAUAUUAUAACACUUUCGUGGAGCCAAAGGUUGAACUCGGGGCUCGGUUUGGACAUCUCGUUUUGCGCUUCCUGGAUAUCUACCAGGUUACUCAGGCUUUGAACACUGUUCUCACCAAUCAAAAGCAGCUGAGCGAAAUGCGCAGAUCAUGGCAAAAGGUUGACUUUGAAUCUGUUCGUAAUCAAUCUGCAUUGGUCUGCAAUUGUCGCCAUGAAGAUCUUGUUCAACUCCUCGAAGUCGAAUUCGUCACUCUGUUGGAAAGCCUACCAAAAACCAACGAGCCUGUACGCGAAGUGAUGAGUUGGGCUGACAAAUGUUGCGAAAGGUUGAUGGGAAGCGGCCGCAACGCUGGUCAUAACGGACAGGAAGAAAGAGGAACCAUGAGUUCUCGAAGUGUUCUCAUCAGAUGGGGAUAUGUUACAAGUCAAGUAAUGAGAGACCUUACAAUUCGCAGUGAUCCUGCUUUCGGUGCAUUCCAGAUACUGAAACUCUUCCUCGACGACUGGAUCGCGGUUAAUGUUUUGAGAAGUGUGGCCUUGUCCACUAAUUCAGUGGCCGCUUCGGUGGAGCCGGUCAUGCAACAACAAUUUUUCUCUAUGUCACCAAUGGCCGGACAGGAAAGCUUCGGGUCAGUGGAUGCUCGGCCUCAGCAUCUGAUGGCCCACACACCGACCACGUCAAGCAUGCUCGCUGCCCUUCAGCACGAUUCAUAUGGGUCAACCUCCCUUGAUUCAGCUGCAUCAGCCUUUAAUUCAGAUGCUUACGGACCCAUGUCGUACAUGGACACCUCGGCUGCUCAAGAUGACGCCCUCGGCUCUGGUCACCAAUCCAGCUUGUCUUUUCCUGAUUUCAGUGGUUCCGGGAGUACAUUCGAUGUUUCAAGUUUCACCUCUCAGGAUCUCGGACUAAACGCUCCUGUAACACCAGCCAGUGAAUCUGACCAUGAAUCAGAGCCGGUAAAAACAGAACAAUCUGCUGCGUGA